AUGCGCUACAACUUGCCGAUCAUUGCCUUUUUCGCUGCAUUUUUCGUACUUUCCGCGUCUUGCUACAAUGUUCCACCACCAACCGGGAUUCCGGCUGUUUCGGAGGUACGUUUCUGAAUGUUCUAGUCUAUUUGAUUAUUCAAUACUCCGUUUUCAGGUCGACACCAUGAUUCGUCAAUGCUUCCAAACCGCCUGCAAGGAAUGGAUGGCCGAAUGCCACUGGUACUGUGACUCGAUCAAAGGAGCGGUUCGUUGAAGAGCUCGGAACCAAUCAGUGAACUGCAUAGUUUCAGAGUUUUCUCCGUCGUUGCAAAGACUGUCUCAGCUUCCGUGGACAGCAAUGUAUGGACUGCUUCGAACUCUAA
This is a messenger RNA of Caenorhabditis sp. 36 PRJEB53466, 365 nucleotides long. NCBI's taxonomy places the organism in Eukaryota, Metazoa, Nematoda, Chromadorea, Rhabditida, Rhabditidae. The record is from the annotation of a GenBank genome assembly.